Entelurus aequoreus (snake pipefish) is the source of this 1716-nucleotide messenger RNA. RefSeq names its product RING finger protein 222. Lineage: Eukaryota; Metazoa; Chordata; Actinopteri; Syngnathiformes; Syngnathidae. Bases 76 to 705 code for a protein of 209 amino acids. The transcript has a single exon. The record is from RefSeq and is a predicted model, not a curated record.
UGACAACAAGUCAGGAUCGCAGCGGAGGGGAGGGAAGACAAGACAAGCGGCUCUGCACUCGCUAUCGUUUCCUCCAUGGCGUUUUACAAGGAUGACGCCCAGGAGGACGUGAGCGAGUGUCCCGUGUGCUACGAAAACCUGUGCGUCACCAAGAGGACUCUGAGCUGUGGACAUGUGUUCUGUCACGACUGCCUGGUGAAAACACUGGUGAGCAUCCACACGGACGGAAACAUCCGGGACACCAUUGCGUGUCCCAUCUGCAGACACCUCACCUUCAUCAGGAAGCAAAAAGACGAGCCGCUCACCCAGACGGAGAGGAAAGGUGACCAUGAGGAUGGAACCGGAGGGCAGAUCUUGGAGGUCCCCGUCAGAACCCCUCAGCCACCGCCGGUCCACUUCCAGGAGACCCCAGCUCCGUCAGGAGCCGGGUGGGUAAGGGACUGUUUUGACCGGGUUUCGGAGCGCUUCCGCCGGCAGAGGCUCAACAGUCCUCGUGGCGGCGCCUCCCAGAUCUUCAUCAUCAGCGCCCAAGGGAGACCCAUGACCGAGGAGGACUCUUACAGCCUGGUGAUGACCGUGGUGCACCCGCAGCCCAGGCGGAGGUACAGGGUGUGCACCACCGCUCGGUGGCUGCUGGUGCUGCUGUCCAUCUUCACCGUGCUGGCACUGGUGGCUGCGAUACUACCCUGGAUCCUACUCGCCUGAGAAUGAAGACUAAGGUGCCGUUAUUCGGAAGAUCGUGGGUCCAAAGAACACUUGAAACCUCAUGACCUUAAAGACACUGAAACGCAAGAAAAGUGCUGCUUGUUGUUGUUGUUGGAUGUGUGUUGCCAGGCAACAGGAAAACAUGCCAGCGUCAUAUUUGAUGGUCUCAAACGUCACAUUUUAACUUUCCGUGCAGCUCUUUAAAUAAUCAAUGAAGGAGAUGCUGUAAGAAGACACCCCUCCAGAAGCGGAGCAUUGAAUUUCUCCCAGACGACAACAUGGAUCUUUGCUGUGAUACCCGAAGAGGAACUAUGUUGUUUGUAAAAGCUUUAAAGCCGUGACUCGCAUUGCACAACACUGACAUUCAGUGGCAAACGUUGUUUCCUUUUGUGUGUGUGAGCGGCAUGCGUGCAUGCAUGCAUCCCGUCCGGCCUGUCUUACUUGUUACAAACUGAACACAACAUACCGGCUUUCUCCAGGCCGGACAAGGGGAGGGCUGAAAAAUGGACAGAUUUGUUUAUGUUCACGUGCUUGAUUUCGUCUAAUAGUUUGCGGUUGAUUCAUUUGAUGGUUAAAAAGAAAGAAAUUAGAAGGGUUAAAAGAACUGUGCAAUAAAACUAGAGAAAGACUACUCCCCUUCUUUGUAGAGCGAUACAGCACCAUCUAGUGGCUUUCUGGAGGUAUUGCUGGUGUAGUAGUAUAGUACUGUACUCUAUCAUCCUAAAACUGUGUUAAUGGCACUUUAAAUAGUACUGUAGUCAAAUUAAAUAAAUAAAAUUAAAUAAAGAAAAACUCAAAACACUAUUGGGAUGUAUCAAUAUUACACACAAAUAUGUUAGUGAUGUAUUACUAUUACACAUACUAUCUAAAACAAUUGAUGACAAACAUGUUAGUGAUGUAUUAAUAUUAAACCUUUGUUUGACUUUAAUUAUUUUAUGUAAAAAAAAAAAAUUCAACAACACUUUUGUAUUUAAUGUGCAUACAUUUUGAGGAAUAUCAUUUAGAAAGUAA